AUGUGCCUCGGCGCGCAAGCGGCGUCUGACGCAGGCGAAGUCUUGGACGUGGCGGGAAUCUUUUAUGUCAUGUUUGGCUGGCUACCUGUCGCUCUAGAUGCAAAAGAUGAGGGAUUUGGCGAGGCCGACUUCGUGGUCCAGAAGCGAGACCUCUCCAGAGCCAUUGAGCAACUUGUUGAGGCCGGAUUUAAACAGUGCCAGGAUCCCAACUGCAUCGAACUGCAAGCGAACCGCCGCCCACUCAGAGAUACAGGUGAUGGCCCUUGCAAUCUGAGCGAGAUAGCUGCUGCAGAUGUCCUAAAUAGCUACCAUACCGUUGCAGAUGCCCACUUCCAUCUUGGAUUCCAGUAUGAAUCUUCCACGGUACUCUCGCUGUACACCACUUCCGAGCUUCUCUUUUGGUUGGAGGAUCCUGAAUCUGGGGAGCUUCCUGCCAAUGACAAUGACAUUUUCUGGUUUUCAAACGAUCCUCGGCUGCCUCCAUAUCAAGAGGGAGGGCCAUCGGGACCGUGGACAGGGUUAUAUCCUGUCCGAAUCCUGAGUCCUGUGACAUUCAGUGAAGCUUUAGUCAUCCUGAUGUGUCGGGACUAUGGACACAUCGACUUCGUGGAUCAUGCCUGGAUAACCAUGUGGGAGUGUGUUGUGUUCAAAGAGCGACCCAGGACUCUUAGUCCUCGCUUCCAGCCCGUUUGGGAUAUUUUCAACGCCGAAGAGCCCAAUUGUAGUCCUUACGAUGUAUUACGGGCACUCCGUGACGACAUGAUCGCGAAUAAUGAAUUUCGAUAUCUGCCUCCUGUUGAUAUGGACAGGUUUGCUUGA
Molecule: messenger RNA, 819 nt
Organism: Aspergillus puulaauensis
Lineage: Eukaryota; Fungi; Ascomycota; Eurotiomycetes; Eurotiales; Aspergillaceae
Exons: 1
Coding region: 1-819 (272 amino acids)
Source: RefSeq, a predicted model, not a curated record